Esox lucius (northern pike) is the source of this 1951-nucleotide messenger RNA. It is a transcript of the gene kctd12.2, whose product is annotated as potassium channel tetramerisation domain containing 12.2. NCBI's taxonomy places the organism in Eukaryota, Metazoa, Chordata, Actinopteri, Esociformes, Esocidae. The transcript has a single exon. The record is from RefSeq and is a predicted model, not a curated record. Gene Ontology annotation, cellular component: presynaptic membrane; postsynaptic membrane. Gene Ontology annotation, biological process: regulation of G protein-coupled receptor signaling pathway; protein homooligomerization. Bases 92 to 952 code for a protein of 286 amino acids.
UCAUAUAAACAAACGGUUACAUUUCUACGGUGGUGUUUUCAGGAUUCUUAGUACAGGUUGGGUGUCCCACCGAGGUACGCGCGCAGCAGAGAUGGCACACAGUGAGAAGCAACGCUCGCCUUUUUCAGAUAUAAUAGAAUUAAACGUCGGUGGGCAGGUGUACGUAACAAGACUUGGAACUUUGGUGUCUGUCCCAAACUCUCUCCUGUGGACUGCAUUCACACAGAAGAGCCCUACCGAACUACCGAAGGACAGCAAAGGGCGCUUUUUCUUUGAUCGCGACGGAUAUCUGUUCCGUUAUAUUCUCGAUUACCUACGGGAACGGGAUAUCGUUCUACCGGACUUCUUUAAGGAGAGGGCUCGGUUACAGAAGGAGGCGGACUACUUUCAGCUCCCCGAGCUCUCACAGCGCCUCAGACCGGCGGUGAGGAAAGAGAACUCCGUCAGUGACGAGGUGGGUGCCCACGGGGACCAAGCGGAGGCUGCGCUCGCCUGUGCUCUGGGUAGUACCAGCAUCGCUACCCCCACAAGCGCAGAGAGCUCGCGCUUCGAGUCCACCGUAAGCAGCCCGACCCUUCGCUCCCCGUCCCAGAAGUGUGGCUACAUUACCAUCGGAUACCGGGGCUCUUACACCAUCGGGAGGGAUAUUCAAACGGACGCAAAGUUCCGGCGCGUGGCCAGGAUAACGGUUUGUGGAAAGACGUCCCUGGCCAAAGAAGUUUUCGGAGAGACUCUGAACGAGAGCAGAGAUCCCGACCGAUCCCCGGAGAGGUACACCUCCCGGUACUACCUGAAGUACAACUUCCUGGAGCAGGCUUUUGACAGGCUUGCCGAGGUCGGGUUCCGCAUGGUGGCUUGCAGCUCCACGGGCACGUGCGCGUACACGAGCAACGACCCGAACGAGGACAAAAUCUGGACGAGCUACACCGAGUACGUGUUCGCUCGGGACUGAGCUGAACGGUUCCGACCGUUUGGGUAGCCCGUGUCAUAUGACGCUCACCUGUAAAGAGAGACUGACUAUCUGCUGAAACGGUCGGCCGCGAAAUUCACUUUUUCGUAGCCCUGUACUUCGGUUAAUUCACCCGUCAGUAGCCACUUUUUGGCACGAUUAUUGGUUUGCUGAUGGUUAUUCUUUAAGUACAUGUUGGUAGUUGUUUAUUGUGUAGAUGAUGGCUAUAUACCGUAGGCUAAUGGAGUUCGUUUCCUGUUGCAUACCCAUGGGUGCUGUAGACCAUGUAGACAGACGACUCAUGCGCUAGGAUGGUGUUACGGUUUCCACCGUUUAUUUGUGAUAAACUGUGGAAACCGUUAUUUAUUUUUAUGCUGAUGCUGUCCUCUUUCUGACUCGUGAAUUAUAGUUUUGAGGGCUGUUCACACAAACACACACACAUACACACACACACACACACACACACACCACUCAUAACAAGCACAAUGUAAGGUGCGCAAGGAUUAAAGCAAUGAUUACGAACCUAAAGGUCGCUGGUUCAAGGUGAAAAUGUGUUGUUCUGCCCUUGAGCGAGUCACGCAAACCAGUUGUUCCUCUAAGUUGUUCUGGCUAAGAGCAUUGGGUAACUAAGAUGUAAAUUAGGCUAUUAAUCGUAUACUAAGAAAAAUUGUGUUUGUUAAAAAUGGCAGGCUGUUCUCUUCGGUGUGCCACAACACUGUGGCCACUGUUCUGAGCUUGACGAGACAGAACGAGAGUGCCGUUCGACCAGAUUCUUUAUUCCGCUUGUCUUGUUAGUUUAACAGGCCUGUACUAGUUUGACGGCAACUUUGUGUAGCUUCUAUGCCACUCCGUGUACGAUAAGACAAGCAGUAGCCUUUAGUGUGAUGUUAUAUAAAGACAGGCUCCUAGCACAGUAAACCUUGCCUUAUUCGCGUUUGAAAAUCAUGAGCUGUAUUUUCAACUUAGCUCCAAAGUUUUGAAUAAAUAAAAUGAAUAUUUGUA